ACGAGAAAGGCUAUAGGUCGAGAUGCACGCGCCUUAUAACAAACACCAUGAGCCAACCGGAUUCGGGGUUCCAUCCAAGCACCCCACGACACAAAGACGCCUGCAGCUAGCCUAUCAAGAAGCGCUUCUCUAGGCCGAACGAAUAGAUAGCUCCAGAAUCCCUGAACGAUGGGUUAUAUCGCCGAACACUACUUCUAUGAGGAGAUGGACUGUCCGUAAUUCUAGGCUUGUGACCAUAUCGGGCUCUUGUGAUAGGCAACUCAAAGCCUUUAGCUUGUCUGACUCCAACGCGAAAGCUCAAAAAGUCACUAUCGUGAGCGUACUCAAUGUCUUCUCAUCGGCUCAUAUCGGUGCCUUCACGGCGUCGCGUACGGCCCGAAACCCCACCACCGGCAUAUUCAGAAUACGACAUGCACGAAAUGUCCCAGCUAGCUCCCUACGAACAAGAUAUCCGGAGCACACUAGAGUUAGAGUACCACACCCCGGGUAUAUCACCACAACCUGCCGCAACCGGUCCCCGUUGCCAAUCCACUUUCUGCUAUAGAGCCGUGGCGGGGAUAGGCCACUACUGCCGAAAGCACAAAUGUAAUGUAGCCGGCUGUGUUGGCCGUAGAGAAAAGGGGCAUGGCAAGCGCUAUUGCACAGUACACGAGUGUUUCUGGAGAGGAUGCCACAGCUCUAAAGCCGGGCGUUCGAAUUAUUGCGACCAACAUACUUGUCAACUAGAAGGCUGUCACGAACCAAGUCCGGAGGAAUACUAUCGUUACUGCAAUGUCCACACUUGUCGCGUCCAGCGCUGUGCUAGUCGGCGCGAAUCUCCCUCGAGGUACUGUUCCAAGCACAGAUGCCGCGCCAACCACUGUUCCCGCGCAUUUUCAAAAUCAAGCGAAUUUUGUACGGAUCAUAGAUGCGAAGUAGACCGAUGCGGAGCAGCGCGGCGCGACGGUAGCAAUCUCUGCAGCCGUCACGAGUGUUCAGUCGAAGACUGCAACGGGAGGAGGGUUGAGAAGAGUCAAUUCUGCGGCGCGCAUAAGUGCGUUACUAAGGGAUGCGCAGAUGUUCAAAUCGAAGGAUUCCGCCAUUGCGCCCAGCACAAGUGCCUUUCGUGCGAGAGGCCUUGCAUACCCGAGAGUAGCUUUUGUCGUCGACACAAGUGUCGGGAGCCGAGAUGUCCGCAAGCACGGGCGAGUGGCACCACCCGGUGUCUAAGGCACGUCUGUCAAUGGGUAGGGUGUGCCGAGCCUGCGCUCCAACGUGACGGGUAUUGUGGUGACCAUACAUGCUCUGCCGGAGAUUGCACCGAGGGCGUAGUCCAGGGAGAGGACGCCAUUGGCUUCUGCUGUCGUCAUCAUACUUGCGCCGAGCAGGACUGCCUCCAGGAGAUAUCGAGAAUCGCGUACUGUGCCGAACACGAAUGCCCACGACGCACAUGCCUCAACUCUCGAUUCUGGGGUGAUAAUAAGCAGGACGAGAAAGAGCACCAGUGCUGCAGGAAUCAUACUUGCGCCCAAGAAACCUGCUACGCUCCCACGGUGCGCAACAGGGCGUUUUGCGACCAACAUGUAUGUUCUUAUGCCGGGGGUUGCAUGUCGUCUAAAGUCCCGAACCUCGAAUGCUGUGAGGCACAUAGAUGCAACCAGGGUUCGUGUCAAAACCCCUGUAUCCCAAGUAGUUUAUUCUGCAGCGAUCACGUCUGUGCUUGGGAGACGGGGUGCUUACGCGGUCGUGGUGGUCCAAACCAGAUCUACUGCGACUCUCACACAUGUACCGAACCGAGUUGCCGACAGAGAUGUAAAGGAUCGCACGGUCUUUGCUCCGUGCAUGCCUGUCGAUGGAGUCCGUCGUGCUUGAACGCGCCCUCGAAUUCUGGAGAAUAUUGCCAGCGUCAUUCGUGUAUUAAAAACGAAUGUACCAGGGCAAGUUUAGUCGAAGAGAGUCUGUGCCGCCAUCACGCCUGUUCGUGGAGUUCGUCCGUCUGUCUCAAGCCUCGCUGGAAAAGAAGUAGCUACUGCGGAGACCAUACCUGCGGAGAGAUGGGCUGCGGCUUUUCUCGAGUUGCGGGCGGGUCAUAUUGCUCUGAUCAUUCCUGUCAGGCAUCUAAGUCUUGCGCCGGGCAGGCGGAAGUAGGAAGCGACUAUUGCAUCGAGCACAAGUGCGGUAGACCGAACUGUAGAUUGAAGAGCACACGGGGUACACGGUUUUGCAAGAACCAUAAAUCCUUAUAUCGUCCAAUCGGGGCUCAUGAACUGACAAGCCUACAGAGGUAAGGAGCAACAUCCAUCGUCCCUAAAGCGUCAUGUUUAACUUACUUGUGUAGUUUCCGGUCGCGUGCGGGAUACGGUGUAAUUGACCCCUUACUUACGGCAUCGCUUACACAUGUGGACUCGCCACGGAAGUUUCCGAAAAGGCUUCCUAGGCAACGCCAAUGGGCCUGAGGGAAUAAACGAUGUUCGUAGUGACUACCUAGGUAACCUUGUUGAGCUUUGACGUGACUAGAUUGUACUUAUAUGAAUCUAUCGUCAGAUUGGAUUGAUGUUAGUACAUACCUGCUACGAGAUAUUGAUUGUAUGAUUCUUCUUAUGAUGUAUAUGGCAAGCCUAUAGAAUUGAUACCGGGAGAAUGUAUAUCCUCAGGUUAGAUUAUUAUGAACUAUUUAUAGCUGACAGCUCUUAUUCAAAACGAGUUAUAAGGCUUUUACACAUUGCAAGGUUG
Molecule: messenger RNA, 2712 nt
Organism: Daldinia decipiens
Lineage: Eukaryota; Fungi; Ascomycota; Sordariomycetes; Xylariales; Hypoxylaceae
Exons: 1
Coding region: 327-2267 (646 amino acids)
Source: RefSeq, a predicted model, not a curated record